This is a messenger RNA of Jaminaea rosea, 456 nucleotides long. RefSeq lists its product as hypothetical. Lineage: Eukaryota; Fungi; Basidiomycota; Exobasidiomycetes; Microstromatales. Gene Ontology annotation, molecular function: fatty acyl-CoA hydrolase activity. The annotation marks the transcript as partial. The record is from RefSeq and is a predicted model, not a curated record. The transcript is spliced from 2 exons.
CAAUAUGUCGCAUGGGGCGAUCAGGACUGUUUCCAGCACCUCAACAACGUCCUUUACGCCCGCUACUUCGAGUCCGCCCGCCUGACCUGGAUCACUCAGCUUUGCCAAGUUUCGUCCCUCUCACAGCAACUCCACGACGGACUAGCUCGCGCCAGAGGGCUAGGCAUGAUUCUCGCUCAGCUCAAUAUCAAGUUUCGCCGGCCUGUAGUCUGGCCAGACACACUCCUCAUCGCGGGCGAGGCCGUCGAGCUGGAAAAGGACCGCUUCACCAUCCGCGCUGGCAUGUACAGUUUGAAGGCUUGGGAAGACUAUCUGGACAAGCAAAACAAGGGCGAGGCAAAGAGGAUACCAGGACCCGUCGCGACGGCCGAUCAGAUAUGCGUGACGUACGACUACGACAAGCUGGCCAGGGCAGACAUGCCCGUGGAGCUGGCCGAGGCGUUGCGCACCUACGGG